GUUGAAGUCUCCCACAGGAGCUGAUCAGAGUUGAUCAUGGAAGACCCUGCAGGAGGGCGGACUGGUACCGGAGACGCGGAUCUCAUGGACAGAAUCAGAGAGCUUGAGGAGGACUUAACUAGGACUCAAGAAGAGCUCGCAAGAAUCACAUCAACUGAUGAUGAAGCAGCUCAAGAAGCAACUGACAAUGAUGGCCCACCAAGCGAUGAUCCAGAUGGUGAAAUGGCUUACAAACUUGCUGAGUUGGUUGCCGCAUCAGUGACUAAGGUGCUGAAGGGAGAUGUGAAUCAACACUCAUCUACCCCGAUCACUGCUCCUAUCAUGGGUGAGAUAGUAGAAGUUGGCAGCUCCAAAACAAUUCGCAUGGGUGGUAUUCCUAAGGCAGAUUGGUCCGGCUUGGAAUCUCCAACCCUCAGAGUCCACUCUGGGCAGUAUAGGAGUCUGGAUAGAACCAAAGGUUUGAAAAGAGCAAGUGAGUUUCCAAAGUUUGAACCCAAAUGGACAAAGGGGUCUAGCCUCCAGCCCUUGCUUGCAGGCGCACCUUUUGGAGUUUCUGAUGAACUUUGGAAUGCAACAAUGCAAAUUCAUUCCACACCCCACUGA
Messenger RNA from Seminavis robusta, 603 nucleotides. NCBI's taxonomy places the organism in Eukaryota, Bacillariophyta, Bacillariophyceae, Naviculales, Naviculaceae. The record is from the annotation of a GenBank genome assembly.